AGCGCUUCUCUUCUUCUACCCCGCCCUGGGGCUCUGCAAGUCGAUCGAUCCAUCGUAGCAGCCCCCCUCGAGGUGCUUGUUGAUCCCCUCCCCUCCCCUGCCCCCUGCCUCCUGCCUCCUGCGCGCGCUCUCUCUCGCUCGCUCGAGCUCAUCGGGGCAGAUCCUCGCUCGAUCGAUCGCUCGCUCGCUCGCUCGGGCUUUGGAUUGGUGCUCGAUCGCUCGACAGGAAAAUGGCUUCGGCGGUGUCGACGACAGUGGCGGCGGCCACGGCUUUCGGGGGACUGGCGACCUCGAGCCCAGCAGCUGCAGGAGCCGGAAGAAAUUUGAGGACGACGAGCGUGUCCUUCAGGGCACGAUCCGUCGGGCACGCCUUCGGAUUGAAGGCCGCGAAGAGCCGCCUGACGUGCUCCACCGCGUACACCAUCACUCUGAAGACUCCGUCGGGCGAGAAGGUUUUCGAGUGCGAGGAGGACACGUACAUCUUGGACGCCGCGGAAUCUGCCGGAGCCGAGUUGCCCUACUCUUGCCGUGCCGGGGCUUGCUGCUCUUGCGCCGGUAAAGUCCUCUCGGGUGAAGUCGACCAAAGCGAUGGAUCUUUUCUCGACGACGAGCAGAUUGCCAAGGGAUACCUGCUGACAUGCAUUUCUUACCCAAAGUCCGAUUGUGUCAUCGAAACCCACCAGGAAGAGCACGUGGUAUGAGCACUGACACAGAGACUGUCAGAGAGAGAGAGAGAGAGAGAGAGAGAGAGAGAGAGAGGGGGCUUAGGACGAGGACAGCGUUAGGACGUCCUUCCUUCCAUGAGCCUCGAUUGUCAACUCGAUCGGCCGACUUUUGCACGAGCGAAAUCUCCGAAUCAGCUGGAAGCUUUGGCUGUGCGAUGGAUGGAUGGAUGGCGAGGUCGAUGUGGAAUGUGGUGGUGGUGGUCGAAGGAAUCCGAGCCACGGUCAAAGCGUUCGAGCUGAGUCUUGCGGCUCAUAUUUUGUCGGCGAUUCAACGUGACGAGGGGCUUUCGUAUAUGCAAGUAGUUUACGUUUUGUUGUUUUAUUCUUUCGAAGAUUAUUGUCGUGUCUAGACAGCCCUUCCAGUUGCCAUUAAUUGGGUCUAUGUCACCAUCGUUCGUACGGGAAACUCCUCUACCGUCUUAAGGGGUUGAGUAUUUCAGGAUCUCCGCAAUUUUCAGAUGUCCUUGUACAAAGAGAAUCACUGAUCAGUCGAAUAAUAAUUAUACUCAUUCAGAAAUAAAAUUCAGAGAGACUUUUUCCUUUCCUCUGUU
This is a messenger RNA of Marchantia polymorpha subsp. ruderalis, 1276 nucleotides long. The record is from the annotation of a GenBank genome assembly. Lineage: Eukaryota; Viridiplantae; Streptophyta; Marchantiopsida; Marchantiales; Marchantiaceae.